Linum tenue is the source of this 736-nucleotide messenger RNA. The record is from the annotation of a GenBank genome assembly. NCBI's taxonomy places the organism in Eukaryota, Viridiplantae, Streptophyta, Magnoliopsida, Malpighiales, Linaceae.
UUUUCAACUGCAGAGCCAAAAAUCCACUAGUGUCAUGGCAGGGUGCGUGUGUGCUAUUUUGCUUGGCUUUGUUCAUUGCUUUGUAAUGGCCCUUGCUUACGUUUAUUUAUGUUGGUUAUGUUUUUUCAGCUUAGACAAGGAAACGGCAGCACCUGAUCACCUGAAAUCAAAUGAGCUGGCGAGCCUACAUUCUCUCAUGGCUGACUUGGCAAACACUCAGCUUACCAUGAAAAGGGAGUUCGAGGAGAGUAUGAAUUCGUUGAGGGUAGGGAUGAAUUCGUUGAGAGACUUAUUGUUAUCGAGAUUGGGUGAUAACGUCGAGAAUGUCAAGAAGGAGAGGAAAGAUGAUGUUGUUGAAGUAGUCAACAUUAGCAGCGACAACUCCUUCUCGCUGUCAGCAAGGAGUAAGCCAAAGAUGACAAGCACUGCCACCAAGAGAAAGGGAAAGGUUGUUUUGAAGUCUCCGGUUAGGGUACGAAGUCCUAUUCUGACCCGACAAGAUACCGAGAGGAGAGGUUCAGCAAAACAGGUGAUCGGACCCUUCAUCAGUACACAACAUGUAUCAAAAAGGGAUAAGCUUCUAAUCAGGCAUGCAUUCGAUCAGUCAAAGGACGCAAGUGAGGUGUUGGUCAAAUCUCCAUGGUUUCAUUUAAACCGUGCAGAGUUUAAGUUGCUAUUACCUGAAACAUGGUUGUCUACCCAGAUAAUGACUAUGUGCACAGACUUGUUAACCUUA